GUUGUAAUCAACCGUCGCUGUAGCUUGGGCACCAGGUCCUACGAAUGCUUCUAGCGCUUCGGUACCUUAACUACCACUGUGCCACUCAUUCAUACAUCGAACUGAAAAUACUACUUAGUUGUCGUCUGGCAACCCCUCUCUUCAAGCUUGCAAUUGCACUUCCUUCGUUCCACAAUAGGGCGGAGUAUAAUACUAUCUCUGCGCGAAUAGUAUGUUUCGGAGGAGCAUCGCCAGGAUGGCAGCUAUUCCCAAAGACAUGAUUGGGACUACGGGAACUACAUACCAAUACAAACAGCUCCUCCAGGAGAGAGAACACUUUGGCCGUGUUUGGCUCGCAACGAGUGGGCAUGAUCGGUUUAUCUUGAAAGAUAUUCCUGAACUCAUAUUCGACCAUUUCAAUGAAGAGGUUCGACCCAACAUCCGCGAUAGUCCGUUUAUACGACUACCCGUUGACACGAUCCGUGAUAAGCGUGUUUUCGUGUUCAGGUAUCUGAAAAAAGAUCUCUUAAGCCUGGUGAAUAAACAGAUUCCUAUGCAUGUUACGAAGAAAAUCCUCAAGGACAGUCUUAGAGGACUCGUUGAAUUGCACCGCCAAGAUAUCGUACACCUAGACAUCAAGGCAGACAACAUCAUGGUUGACUACCAUCACGACGGGAAAAAGAUGGUACUCGAGAAGGUCCAACUCACUGACCUUGACAACGCGGCCUAUCUCCCCAACGGCAGAUACAUUAAAGGCAUGAUAGCGGGAAACGAGAACUGGCGUAGUCCCGAGGCGUUUUUCAAAAGCAAAAUCAGUAGGCCGGCAGAUAUGUUCUCUUUCGGGAUCGUCUGUAUCUACGCCGUUCUCGGUCGUGUCAUAUUCGGACCAGACGCCGAUCUGAAGAAGCAUGAAGAUCUGGGUGCAUUGCCUGAUAUGAUUCGAUUACAGCGGCAGGUAUCCUAUUUUGGAGAUCAGGAAGGAGUCGAUGGUCUGAAGGCGCACCUUGGCGAUGACGAGAUCAGUCUCACGGUUCUGAGUAUGCUUUGGGAGGAUCGCCAUGAGCCGUAUAUUCCAUACAAGCCGUUUGCGGAAUGGCUUGAGGUGGAAGACACUGUCUUCAAGGAUUUGAUCUUGCGAUUGAUGAAUUUGGACCCCGCGAAGCGAAUUACGGCGAAACAAGCAUUAGAGCAUCCAUGGUUCAAGGACAUUUGA
Messenger RNA from Dothidotthia symphoricarpi CBS 119687, 1192 nucleotides. Its product is annotated as kinase domain-containing protein. Gene Ontology annotation, cellular component: nucleus. The record is from RefSeq and is a predicted model, not a curated record. Gene Ontology annotation, biological process: protein phosphorylation; mitotic DNA damage checkpoint signaling. The transcript has 4 exons. The coding region runs from base 212 to 1192 and encodes 326 amino acids. Lineage: Eukaryota; Fungi; Ascomycota; Dothideomycetes; Pleosporales; Dothidotthiaceae. Gene Ontology annotation, molecular function: protein serine/threonine kinase activity; ATP binding.